AUGGCAGCCAUGGUGGCCGCCCCGAAUCCGCAUGACCCACCUGAUUCAGGCAACCUUGGUGUCACGGCCAACAUCAAGCCGACGCACGCACCUGCUUCGUCUGCGCCGCCACCGGUCAUCCCAACAAGUCUGCUCUCCGUUGAUGAGCAGAGGAGGUUGAUACUUUGGGCCGUUGGGUUGAUCGAGGUAAUGAAACUCUGGGAUGUUCUGGCCCCCCACUUUGCUGCCGACCUACCAGCCUCCUUGUCCAGCGCAGCUCGAGUCAGAGGCCCAUGGUCCGCCGGACUCUGGGCUGGUGGUGAGCUGGCCGCAGUUGCCGCCAUCGCCCUCUUGAGAAUUCCGGGCCUCAGCCCGAGUUCAGGUCGAAUCGUGGCCCUGGUCCCAUUGCUAGUGGUUUGGAACACCAUCUGUUGGUUUCUCGCCGAGCCCCUUGCAUUCGUUCCCAAGGUCAGCAUGUUUGGCCCCGUUCAUCUUGGCGAGGAAGGUAUUUUCUGGGGUUGGCUUUACCUCGUGAGGCACAUUGCCUCUCGCCUUUUGUUUGGUGAACCCGAACACAUUGAAGGUAUCCACAAGAUCCGACUCUUGCCAUACAGCACAGCAACUCUCAACCCGCUGUCACUCACCUACUGUCUUCCGCCUGGUUCCCGUGAGCCCAUCUUCGUUCCCGUCGUGUUCAACAACUCGGCGCCUGACCAGGUGGUUUACCACGUCCGUUCGCUCGUCGACCAACAUGCCGAGGUCUUGACCGUUCCCGCUGCACUCAUGAAACGCCCGGUUGGGUGGCAAGUUCCAGUCACCGACGAGGAUACCGAGGACACCCCCGAGGAAUCGCUGUCCGAGAUCAUUGCUCGCUCAAAGCAGCUCGACCUCGCGCGCUUCCACUCUGUUCGUCCAGCUGAAUCCCUGUCCAUCAUCCCACCAGAUCUCUCGACUUCCGAGUCGCUCCUCUUCAUCACCGUCACUCAGCCGUCCGUCAUCGCCCUCAGCUCAGUAUCCGACAAGCACGGUGACCGGUUCCACGUUGCCCCCCACCGCGAGGCCGUUGUCAUUGAAUGUCCCACCGGUGGUGAAUUUGUCACUGAAGAAAAGGGCAAGAUGUCCGUGGUUCCUCACAAGCGCGUACCUGAGAUCCGCUGCGUUGGAGGCGAAGAAGUGGCCAACUUUCAAGUUCGUGGUGUUGCACCACUCAAGGUUGGCUGGAGGAGGAGUGUGGACGGAAAGGUCGUCGCCCAAGGUGUAGUCGAAGGCAUCGACGAGGACGCGCUUCAAGAUGCCGAGUCUCUCAAGCGCGACCGUGUCUCCAAGACCCACACAGUCCCACUUCGUGUUACGCACGACCGCGCUGGAAAGGUCGCUGUGACUCUCACAUCAGUCGUGGACGCUCUGGGCAACAGCUACUCGCCUCCCAGUGCGUCCGCAGUGCUCGAGUACCACGUCCUUGAGCACCGCUCAGUCUCGUUCACCUGCCCUCGCCCCAUCCAAUUGCUGGUGAACGGCACUGCAAAGCUUCCCGUGCACGUGGACGGUCCCCUCGCCUACCCUUUGGACCUCACCUACGCAUUCACGUCCACUGCUGGUGCCGUCAAGACCCACACAAUGUCUGUUGACAAGACCGAUACCUCCCUCCAAGUCAAUGAGCCAGGCACCUUCUCCCUCGUGGACGUGCAGGGCCGUUGCCCUGGUACUAUUCUCGAACCAGCUUCCUGCAACGUCCAGCUCGUACCAGUUCCUUCGGUGGAGUUGAGUGUUACGACACUCCACGAGUGUGCGAUGGAUGUUGGUGUUACUGUGACGUUCGAGUUCACUGGUGCACCCCCGUACACCGUGCUUUUGGCCGAGGGCAGGCAAGGAAGUCCCAAGAAACCCGCACGCAGAGUACACUUUAACACGCCUGGGGGCCAGAUGGAGUUCCGCCCAGAGCAGGAGGGCACGUACAGCUAUAGCUUCCUUGCUCUCUCGGACGCGCACUACCGCGACGUGCCUCUCAACCAGCCUCCUGUUGUUCAAGUCGUCCACCCUCCCGCAAGUGUGGACAUUACUGGCGUUUCGCAACGUUCGCUGUACGCAUGCUCUGGGGACAAUGUCGACCUGGAUCUUGCGAUCGAGGGCAAUGACCCGCUCAAGCUCACGUACCGCACGUCAUGGGGUGGCGACUCGUACAAUGUCACCGUUCCCGUCAAGUCGGGCAAACAGCGCUUGACAGUUCCGGUCCCGGAAUCAUUGCGAGCCGAUUCGGGGGCCGCUGGCAAGCUCUCUAUUGCGCUCGUGCAUAUUGAAGACUCGAACGGGUGCGUCAAGCGCUUGCCUGGCCGUGUCGUCGACGUCGACAUCAACCGCCACCGUGCCACUGCUCGUCUGGCGCGCUACGAAACGGUAGUCGUCAAAGAGGGUGACUCGGUCGAUGUGCCGCUUCGCCUUACCGGUAAAGGGCCAUGGGAGGUCGCGUACUCGCUCAACGGCAAGGCCCACGACAAGGUUCAAGUUCACCAGGCCAACUCGCAGCUCCGUUUCGCUGCUCGCGGAAGCUACCAACUCACUUCGGUCCGCGACACACACUGUCCCGGUACAGUUGACGACAAGGUGUAUGCUAUCGAUUUCAAGCCUCGGCCGUCGGCAUCUCUUGUAGAGACGACCACCGUAAAGCGCGACGGUACGCAAUAUCGCCACGUUGGAAUGUGCGCCGGUGAAGACGAUGCCGUCGCGGUGCAAUUCACGGGCACAUCUCCCUUCGAGGUCACCUACAAGUACGAGCUUGUCGGUGUUGGGGCUCGAGACCAUGCAGUGAAGAGCGCGCAGAAUGUGGGCAUCCUCCAGCUGUCUCCCGAACCGGGAACCCACUACUACCGCUUCACGUCUGUACGCGACGCCAACUACGACCGUACCCCCGUCUCAUUCACACUUGAGAACACUGUCCAUGGACGCCCUUCCGCAACGUUUGCUCGCACCAACACCGUCUCGCUGUGUCGUGACUCGCCUCUUGACACGGACGCCAAGGUCCGCCUCACUGGUGCUGCUCCGUUCGAGCUCACUGUCGGUGUUCGCCGUCCUGCUUCCGCAGAGGUUGUCCCCCACAAGAUCAAGGUCCAUGGACACGAGUGGUCCGUCUCACUCCCCUCCGAGGUUCUCUCGGAUGUGGGACGAUGGGAGGUGACCCUCAUGUCCGUGUCCGACUCUAGUGGAUGUGACUAUGUGGUUGCCGACGACGAUGUUCUCUCUACCACUGUCGAUGUGGUUGAGACAGCCAAGGUCGUCCCGGUGUCGCACGACGAUGACCUUUGUGUCGGUGAUACUCUCGAUUUCCUUCUCCAGGGCAAGGCUCCGUGGAUUGUCGAGUACGCGUGGAACAGCAAGGUUUACACCGUCACCAGCAGUGCUGCCAGCUUCAGCCGUGGCGCCGAGAGCCCUGGCACGUUUGAGAUCAAGAGUGUCGCGCUCAAAGACCGCUUUGGUAACGCUCAGUGCCAGCGCGCAGUGGCCAUUGAACGUCGUGUGCAUCCCCUGCCUUCGGUCCGCAUCCAGGACGGAAUUGACAGCCUGCGUGAGGGUGACCAGCCGGCGGUAUUCGACGUUCACUUUACCGGUACUGCGCCAUUCACCUUCUCCUACACGCGCUCGGAGUGGGUUAACGGUCGCUCCCGUGUUGUCGAAACCCAGACUGUGACAGACAUUUGGGCCGACCACUACGCCAUCAGUUCCUCGGCGCCUGGCGACUAUGCGGUGACGAGUAUUGCCGACAAGUACUGUCGCUACCCCGCGCUUGGCAAGAGGGCCGACGUGUAG
Molecule: messenger RNA, 3780 nt
Organism: Apiotrichum porosum
Lineage: Eukaryota; Fungi; Basidiomycota; Tremellomycetes; Trichosporonales; Trichosporonaceae
Exons: 5
Coding region: 1-3780 (1259 amino acids)
Biological process (GO): protein import into nucleus; nuclear pore organization
Cellular component (GO): nuclear pore transmembrane ring
Molecular function (GO): structural constituent of nuclear pore
Source: RefSeq, a predicted model, not a curated record